Molecule: messenger RNA, 601 nt
Organism: Papaver somniferum (opium poppy)
Lineage: Eukaryota; Viridiplantae; Streptophyta; Magnoliopsida; Ranunculales; Papaveraceae
Product: costars family protein-like
Exons: 2
Coding region: 117-395 (92 amino acids)
Biological process (GO): regulation of actin filament-based process
Source: RefSeq, a predicted model, not a curated record
CCAAAACUUAUCUGCGUCCGAUUAAAAAUCAAUAUCCCAUCCUCCAAAAGUCAGAUAGAGAGAGGAAAAUUAAAGUAAAGAAGAAGAAGAAAGUUCAGUAACAAGACAAAUCAAAAAUGAAUGUUGAAGAAGAAGUUGAACGUUUGAAAGAAGAGAUUAAGAGAUUGGGUAAGGUUCAACCAGAUGGUUCCUACAAGGUUACGUUCGGCGUUAUGUUUCAUGAUGAUAGAUGUGCAAACAUAUUUGAAGCAUUAGUUGGAACUCUAAGAGCAGCAAAGAAGCGAAAGUUACUAACCUACGACGGUGAGUUACUACUACAAGGUGUUCAUGACAAUGUGGAGAUUGUUCUGAAACCUUCCCCACCAGCAACAGAAGCUGCUGCAUCUGUAGCAUGAUCAAACAUGAAUUAUCGAGAUUUGACCCAGUGAUUUUAAAUGUAAUUUAUGUUUUGGUGGACAACUUCAAUGACUGGUUAAAACAACUUUGGUAUCAGCUGGUAUGUCCAUGUUUAUGAAGGCGAAUGUUUACUAUUAUAUCAUCCAUCACCUGUGUAUUUUUGUUUCCUUUAGUUUCUGCCGUAAGUGAUAUCUUGCUUUCUUUA